ACAGGCUGCUGCAGCAUGAACACAUCGGAGGCGAAGGACUACCUGACAGACAGACACAUCCCCCGGCUGUUCGAGAGCUUACUGACAGGCCUCAUGUAUUACCGGCCAGAGGACCCUAUAAAUUACCUGGAACUGUGUCUGCAAAGAGUUCGGGAUUUAGGGGGACCUGAAAAGGUGCAGUGGGACACAUUUCUUAGUCGGACAUUGCCACCUAUUAAUGGCGGUCAAGGGAAGAAAAGCAAACACAAGGCAGAGGUGGCCCAGCCCUCGCAUAUGCACCGCUAUGAGCGUCUGCCUCCUAUCCAGUCUCAGUUCUCCAUCGACAGUGAUUCCGAUAUGACAGAAUCUUCCGGACUUAUUCAGGAAUAUGACGUAUUUGACCCCAAUAGAGAGAGACCUAAAAUCAUCUUUGUCAUUGGUGGUCCAGGCAGUGGGAAGGGUACUCAGAGCACAAAGAUGGCAUCCCAUUUUGACUUUGUCUGUGUUUCUGUUGGAGAGAUCCUACGCAAACAGCUUAUUCACCAUGCCAGCAGUGACCGCAAGUGGGAGCUGAUAGCGCAGAUUAUUUCUAAAGGAGAUCUUGCUCCUCCGGAAACAACGAUUGAGGAAUUAAAGCAGCAGUUUAUCAACCAUCAGGAUGCUCGUGGCUUUGUGGUUGAUGGAUUCCCAAGGGACAUCGGACAAGCAUUCACAUUUGAAGAACAGAUUGGUACCCCGGAUCUGGUGAUCUUCUUGUCAUGUUCAAGCCAACGUCUACGUCAGCGUUUGGAGAGACGCUCUGCCCAACAGGGUCGGCCUGACGACAAUGCUCACGCCAUUGACAGAAGACUGGAGACCUUUAAAAAGAACCUUCCUCUGAUUGUCAAGUAUUACCAGGACAAGGGGCUCAUAGCCAGGUUCGAUGCAGACAGAGAGGAGAAUUGCAUCUUUGAGGACAUUUGCUGCGCGGUACAAGGUCUUCUCUUUCCAGACGGUUUAGGAGUGGAAGGAUUCUGCCCGCAGAGCUUCCGUGCCUCUUGUUCUGAAGACCCCACACAGACCAAGGACGUGGAGUACAAAGAUCAGACAGAGGUUACCUACAGCCCAAAUCCCACAGAAAUGGCAGAGAAAUUAAAGAACAGUAAGAUCGUAUUCGUUGUGGGUGGACCAGGCUCUGGCAAGGGGACCCAGUGCGAGAGGAUCGUAGAAAAAUAUGGCUACACCCAUCUGUCCACCGGGGACCUACUGAGGGCAGAGGUGUCCUCCGGCUCCGAGCGGGGAAAGACUCUGUCUGCCAUCAUGGAGAGAGGGGAGUUAGUGCCUUUGGACACAGUACUGGACAUGUUGAGAGACGCUAUGAUUGCCAAGGCUGAUACCUCUAAAGGAUACCUCAUAGAUGGAUACCCACGUGAGGUCAAGCAGGGAGAGGAGUUUGAGAAAAAGAUUGCUGCUCCAUCACUGCUGCUGUACAUUGAUGCUGGGUCUGACACAAUGGUGAAACGAUUACUGAAACGUGGUGAAACUAGUGGCCGGGCUGAUGACAAUGAAGCCACCAUAAAGAAGAGGCUGGAGACUUACUAUAAAGCCACAGAACCCGUCAUUGCCCUGUAUGAGAAGAGAGGCAUUGUGCGAAAGAUCAACGCAGAGGGAUCAGUAGAUGAUGUCUUCAAACAAGUCAGCCAAGCUCUGGACGGCCUUAAAUAAACAGCAAUGCAGACAAAAAAAAUGCCUUAUUUUUCUCUAUAAGCAGCAGUGUCUGGCCUUAUUCUCUGACCCCCAGAAAUGUUACUAUGCGUGUUGGAAAACAAAAAUAACAAACACAUUCAGCCAGCCUAAUUUAUUAUUAUUCUGUCGGCCCAUCAUUGGUUUCACGCGUCACACUGUCCCUUCCAGAGACUUGAAAGAAUUUGCCCCUCUUCCCGUAGGAAGGUGCGAUCUGUAACCCUGCCCCCCCUCUGUCUGUCCCCAGAAUGUUGAUAUCCUCACUCUUUUCCUGUUUUCUUGAACAGUAAACAACUUCAAGGAAA
Pseudophryne corroboree (corroboree frog) is the source of this 2006-nucleotide messenger RNA. RefSeq names its product adenylate kinase 1 (gene AK1). Gene Ontology annotation, cellular component: cytoplasm. Bases 16 to 1683 code for a protein of 555 amino acids. The transcript is spliced from 14 exons. Gene Ontology annotation, molecular function: nucleoside diphosphate kinase activity; AMP kinase activity; ATP binding. Gene Ontology annotation, biological process: ATP metabolic process; nucleoside triphosphate biosynthetic process. The record is from RefSeq and is a predicted model, not a curated record. Lineage: Eukaryota; Metazoa; Chordata; Amphibia; Anura; Myobatrachidae.